Messenger RNA from Populus trichocarpa (black cottonwood), 2040 nucleotides. RefSeq lists its product as uncharacterized. The coding region runs from base 248 to 1726 and encodes 492 amino acids. Gene Ontology annotation, molecular function: acetylglucosaminyltransferase activity. The transcript is spliced from 3 exons. Lineage: Eukaryota; Viridiplantae; Streptophyta; Magnoliopsida; Malpighiales; Salicaceae. The record is from RefSeq and is a predicted model, not a curated record.
AUAUGCAUUUUGUUGCUUAUGGAAAGCAUUUCCUCGGCAUUCUACCUACGUCUGGACAUGGCUCAAAGCUCACUUGAAGGAUGGAUGUUGCAUUAGACAACUCACGAAAAGAAUGCAUUAGCACAAAGACAACAAGAGAUGAAAACACUUAACGUCACAUGAAUUAUCAAGGCUAGACAAGAAACUAGGCUAUAUAAGCUCUUCUAGCGAUCCAGUCAAAGGUGACAAUUCAAGAUUCCCUUCAAAAAUGUCUUCAGAGAAACCCAUCAACAGUGUCAGUGCUGCAAUUCAACAAAGCUUGCAACACAUAUCUCUUGGAACUCUAUGCAAAUCUAUAGCCACUUGGGGACUAAUCCUUUUACUGCUCUAUACUGUCUUGUUUAACCAUCCUUGCUGUAGCCAGACUAUGAAUAGAUUCGCUCUCUUUAAGCUCAAAUGGCCACCACUCUCACCUAAUAAUGCAACUACUUCUGCGAAUGUUACUACUACCCCUACAAGUAUCAGCCACAUUGUAUUUGCCAUGGUGAGUUCUGUGAACACAUGGAAGCACAGGAAAUCAUACGUGGAAUCAUGGUGGAGACCAAAUGUUACUCGAGGAUAUAUUUUCCUUGAUAGAGAUCCCUCGCAAAGAUUCCAUCCUUGGCCCUCAUCUUCUCCGCCUUUUCGCGUCAAUGCACCUGUCAAAUUUAGAUUAAACCGCAAAUAUGCAACACAGGUUAGAAUAGUACGUACAAUCAUGGAGACUUUUAUGCAGGGAGAUAAAGAUGUUAGAUGGUAUGUAAUGGCAGAUGAUGACACCGUCUUAUUUAUUGAUAAUUUAGUAGAGGUUUUAGCCAAGUAUAAUCAUACUGAGUACUUCUACAUCGGAAUGAAUUCGGAAAGUGUUAGCUCGAAUGUUAAUUUCUCGUUCGAAAUGGCAUUUGGUGGAGCUGGGUAUGCUUUGAGUUACCCUCUAGCAGAAGCUUUGUCCACGAAGGUGGAUGGGUGUAUUCAACGAUAUCCAAAUGUAUAUUCCAGUGACUUUAUUUUGCAGACGUGUUUGGCUGAUUUUGGAGUUCCUCUAACGCAUCACAGAGGCUUUCACCAGAUUGAUCUACAUGGGGACAUAUCAGGCCUUCUAUCAGCUCAUCAUCAGUCUCCUGUCCUCUCCCUUCACCACAUCGAUGUCGUAGAUCCAAUCUUCCCCUCCAUGAAUCGCUCUGCGUCCGUGAACCAUCUAAUGGAGGCUGCAAAAGUCGAUCAUUCACGGCUAUUGGAACAAACUAUCUGCUACCAAAGGAAAAACAACUGGUCUUUUUCUACCUCAUGGGGCUACUCCGCUCACAUAUACGAAAAUAUACACCCCCGAAGCUUUCUACUGUUACCUAUCGAGACGUUUAGACCGUGGCUGAGGAUUUUUAAGCCACCAUUCUAUAUGUUCAACACUCGAAGUCUCACCAAUGAUCCAUGCGAUGCUCCUCAUGAAUUCUUCAUGGAAUCUGUCGAGAAAACCAGAGGGAACCAAGUUGUUACGACCUACACCCGAAAAUCACCACGCAAUUUGCCACCAUGUUCAUCAAGUGGCAAUCAUUCUGCAAAUCAUAUUUCCAAAAUUCAAGUCUUUUCAUCAGCAACAACAUUAAAAAAGGCUGGACUGAUGGAAUGCUGCGACGUUGAAGAGACAGCAGACAUGAAUAUUACACGUAUCAAGUUAAGGGCUUGUAUGAAAGAUGAAGUCAUUGCCUGAACAUGUUAUCAAGCACAAAUGGAACGUGUUAACUUGAUUGUACUUUAUUUUCUUCUUCUUUCUCUCCUGUUUAUUGGUACGAGCUUAAGUGUGAUGCUGCUUGGUGCUAAGUAGACAACUUCAACCCUCAAGUAGAUGACAGUCUUUGAAUUUCUAGGCUGUGUUUCAGUGGAAUUUCGUCAACCAAGAAUACAGUAACAAAAUUACCUCAUGCUACGUCUCAAUUUGCAAUUUUCUAAACACAAGCACGAUUAUUAUGAUUCUUCUCAUGUGAUUAUUGUGCAUUGACCAGGUUUGAUGUUUGUUCGGUUUAA